This is a messenger RNA of Acaulospora morrowiae, 1462 nucleotides long. The record is from the annotation of a GenBank genome assembly. NCBI's taxonomy places the organism in Eukaryota, Fungi, Glomeromycota, Glomeromycetes, Diversisporales, Acaulosporaceae.
AUGGCAGAGGCUAAUUUUCUGGAAAAAGUGGAUAUAGUAAAUACGGAUCAGAACUUAGGUGAUGAGGAAGAGGAUAAACCUUCUUUUCAGUCUCAAGAGAAAUUACCAGAAGCUCCCAUUGAAAUUUUAUCUGAUAUAGAAAUUGCUCCCGAUAACAAGACCAGGUUGCAAUCAUUUGAAAAUGUAGUACCCGACAAUAAUGAAACAAGGAACCAAGAAAAUUUGGAUAUUAAUCGUGAUGUUGGAACUGAUUCCACGUAUAAUAACGCCGAGACGAUUCUACGAGAUAUAGAAAAGGGAGUUAUUACUGUAAGAGAAGGUAAUGAUCAGGAAACUCUGGACUCGGAACUUGUCAAAUUGGAGAAAAUUCCAAAAUUUGAACCGUUAAUCAAGGUUCAUCCUGAAACAAAUUUCACACUUGGUGGAUUAUGGGCUUAUAAUCUCACGUCGCAAGAAUAUGAUAAAGAACCAUCUUUUGGAUACGAGUCUUUAUACAAUUUUUCAUCAAUUUAUCAAUCUCACAUGCAAAGGUGUGCUGAAGAAAUAUGUGAAGAUCAGCGAAUAGUAAUGGAGACCGUGAAAUCAGUUGACGAAUAUUGUGCUAGAAUUAGUCAAACGAUGAUUGCCACACAAUUACAAGCAAAAAACGAUCAGGAACAGAUUAGCGUUGUUAGCGGUUUAAUGAAGCAGGCAGAAAAAACUCGCAAAUUGACAUAUGAGAUAUUCCAAACUCUGAAUAAUAUGGACAUGAUAUUACCGGAAGAAGAACGGUUGGUAAAUCGAUUGGCAAGUAAUAAAUGGACUUCACUUUGCAAAUUUCGAUUGAGCAUGAAACAAAACCAACACUAUGGCCCCCUUACAAAAAGACUUUCACGUAUCAAUCCAAGUCAUUUGAAAGUUUCUUUAGACACCGUUUUAUCAGAAAAACAUCAAUAUACAGAUGCCACCAGUAAUUUCAAUGUGAGUCCAGAUCGGACAACACUUUCCAGUAUCCAAAGUUUUGAUAAUAAUGUGUCCAAUCGUCUAAAGGAGAUAGUUUCAAAUAAAUCACAUAAUGCAGAAGAAAGGACUUCUACCCAAUGGUUCCCUUUGCCCUUAGGAUCGGUUCCAAUUUUUAAACGCGUAGUCAAUAACACAAACGUCGAAAAUACUGUGUCAUCAUCUGAAAUCGCUGAUAACGCUGGAUUGAUAACUUCAACCUCAGAUACACCAGCGCCUGUUAAUAAAAAAUUGCAAUCUUCCGUAUCUCUACUAUCAGCAAUGCUAAAAAAAUCAUCGGUUCAGUGGGAGAGUGGACCGAGUCACAAAAAUUCAUCAAAAGAUGGCAAAAAGAAAUCAACAAAGUCUGAGUCGGGAUCGAACCGUGACGAACCCCUGAAUUCGAAUGAUCGAGUUCGUCUGGUUGAAAGGAGGAACGUUGUUAAGCAUGCCGAAGAGGGUGCAAGUGACAGCGAUGAAGAAA